Molecule: messenger RNA, 1018 nt
Organism: Funneliformis mosseae
Lineage: Eukaryota; Fungi; Glomeromycota; Glomeromycetes; Glomerales; Glomeraceae
Source: the annotation of a GenBank genome assembly
GUUACUACCGAAUUACUUGUUUUCACCACAACAUUUGAUGGCAGGCCAUAUUUACGAUUAUCUAGUACUCAACGCAUUAUUUGAACUAGCGAAUUUAAGAAUAGCUGAUAUUAUUAAAAGAGAGGGAGGCAAAGUGUCUGUGAAAAGGUUGGCCGAAUUAACUGACACAAAUGAAGAUGUUUUAGGCAGAUUCUUACGAGCGGUAUCAACAAAAGGAAUCUUUUAUAAUCAUGGUGAUGGGGUCUAUUCGAAUAAUCGAAUGUCAUCGGUCUUAAGAGAUGAUCAUCCAAAUAGUGUGAGGUUAAUUAUCGAGAUGGGAAUUGAAGAAUUCUUUAAGGCUUCUAAUAACAUUGGUGUGACGUUUAAAUAUCCAAAUAAAUGGGACGAUAUUGAUGGUGAUGUGGACAAACAUGAGGAUAAAAUAAAAGAAAUUGUCACCCCUUGGAAGAAAACUUUUGGCAUCGAUAUAUGGGAGUAUUAUGCUUUGCCGGAAAACAAAGAUAAAUUAGAAAGAUUCAAUCACGCAAUGAUUCACUCGAAUAAGAUCAUUGGCAAUGGUCCUUUUAUUGACUAUGAUUGGAGAUUAAAUGAGAAUUCAACAGUUGUUGAUGUUGGUGGUGGAAAUGGCGGAACUGAUCGAGCAUACUCAAAAGGUACGACGGAUAUGAAAAAUAAAAUGCCAACGGAUGAAUUUUAUCCGGGCAGCUUCUUUGUGGAUCCACCACCAAAAGCGGACGUUUAUUAUUUAAGAUGGAUUUUACAUGAUUGGAGUGACACAACGGCCGUUAAAAUUCUUAAAAAUCUUCGAUCAGCGAUUUCUCCUUCAGAUGUUCCGACCAAAUUAGUUUUAUUAGAAAUAAUUAUGGACAAACCAAUUCGUGACGAUUUCCUUACUCAAAUGGAUUUAGCGAUGUUAUGCACUGUUUUUGGUAAAGAACGCACAACACAAGAAUUUAUUAAGAUUUUAAAGAAAAGUGGAUGGAAAUAUGUUAAACACGUAAAUUCUAGAGGUUAUUAG